Molecule: messenger RNA, 3110 nt
Organism: Zootoca vivipara (common lizard)
Lineage: Eukaryota; Metazoa; Chordata; Lepidosauria; Squamata; Lacertidae
Gene: DNAJC28
Product: DnaJ heat shock protein family (Hsp40) member C28
Source: RefSeq, a predicted model, not a curated record
AUUUUAGUGUGUUCAAGACAUGCAGAAUAACCAUGCUUCUGGAAGAAUGGAAGUCCUUCUUUAGAAAGUAUCCAACGCUCUCCGCCUCCGGUUCGGAGCUUCUCUCCGCGAGGGCAACGAUCGUGCUCAAAGUGGCCCCCACGACUUCAACCCUUCCUGCACCGGCACUCUUAUUAGAGCCUACCGGAGAGCUGGGGAGUCGGAAUUGGGGCUCCGCUAAGCAUUUGCCCCAGGGACGCUCGACCCUGGGUUCUAUGGGGUGGAGCGUCGCUCCCGCUGCUUCCCCCCCUCGCAAAGACGGGCUGCAAACCCCACCGGACGGCGCUGGCGCUGGACCGGAAGCCUGUAUUUUCACACAUUCUUGCAGAAGCGUUCCUGUUCAGGUUCCUGCCAGCCAGCUACGAAAAGACCUCAGUUCCAUCUGAACUUGUUCAGAUUUGAGUUAGAUGGUUUAUACAAAAGCUGCAUUGAAGAGCUUUGAAGUGGCACUGUAUGAUGAUGCUGAGAAAAAUACAGUGUCGUGUCUGGAUAUGCUCAGCAUUGGUUUCAAAGAAAGGCAAACCAGUUCUACAUCAUUUUAUCUAUCACCAUAGACUGCUGUCAGAUCUCAGACCUAAAAACAUCAAAGACUCUUACAGGCUGCUUAACCUUCAGGAAGGCUGUUCAAUGGAUGAUGUCAGAAAUUCAUAUCGAGACCUUGCUAAGCAAUAUCACCCUGACAGUGGAUCUGCUACAGCAGAUUCUGCAACUUUUGUGCAAAUAAAAGAAGCAUAUAGAGUUGUGCUUAACUAUAUGAACAAGAAAAUGAAAUCAAGUGAAAACAAUGAGGAGGAUGAGGAAGAUAAAUUCAAAUCUAAGACACCACAACAUAGACAGUAUUUAAGUUUUGAGGGUGUAGGUUUUGGAACUCCAAGUCAGAGAGAGAGACAGUAUAUGCAAUUUAGAGUUGAUCGGGCUUCUGAACAGGUCAUGGAAUAUCGAAAGCAGAAAAUGGAGCGCCAACUUGUAAUGAGUGAUGCUAUGUUAGCUAAAGAUGUAAGGCAAAGUAAGAAGGCAAAAAUCACUCAAGCGAUUGAACGUUUGGUUGAAGACCUCAUUCAAGAAUCUAUGGCAAAAGGGGACUUUGAGAACCUUAGUGGUAAAGGAAAGCCAUUGCAAAAAUUUUCAGACUGUCCACAUAUUGAUCCUAUGACUCACAACCUGAACCGUAUUCUGAUAGACAAUGGAUACCAACCAGAGUGGAUUCUCAUACAGAAAGAAAUACGGGAAACAAUUGAAAAACUGAGAAAGGAUCUGAUUGCUUCUAGGAAUAAACUGGGAGAGCCAAUGACACCACAAAAAGAGAAACAAUGGAAGGAAUCUUGUGAACAGUUUACAGAAAGCAUCCAGGCACUAAACAAAAGAAUUAAUGACUUCAACUUGGUUGUUCCUAUUCUUAGCAGGCAGAUGGUACAUUUUAAUGCUGACAAAGAAAUUUCACGUGCACAGGAGAGCUGCAAAAGCCAGAUGAAAAGGAAUUCUGAAAAGGAGACAAAGAAAACAGAAAAUGAAAGUGGCAGAUCAUCUGACAUUAAAGCCAGUUUUUUAAAAUGGAUGAAUCUUAUUUUGAAAUAAGAUUACGCUGAUAGCCAUGUGGUUUAGCUACUAAAUGUACACUAAGAUUCAUAUUACUUCCAGAAGACAUUACCUUUUUCAGUUUACUGUGUAGGAACAAAUAAACACAUUUAUACCUGCCAGCAUUGUUGUGGUUGGCAUUCCUUUAUUUUUUAGGUAUGUUGAAUUAAGUUUUAGAAAAAUAAAAUGUUAGAUUACAUUCGCAAACUAGGACAUUUAAAAAUGGAAGGGAAAACAGACAAGUUUUUGUUCUUGAAGCAAAAGGCAAAAAAUGAUAUUCCUUCCCCACUCAUUUUGUGACUUGUAAGAGAAGGGAGUUGGGAACAUAAAGAAUGAGUUUGCAAAUUCUGUCUGACACAACUGUUGCAUAUUAUUUCAUGGUUCCUGCUGUUGUUCCACAUCUGUUGCUUUCAGCUGCAAGGUGAGAAAAAGUGAAAACUUGGCUUCAGUAUUUUAAAAAUGUAUGUUUCUGGAUUUCUCCAUUGAUGACAAUAUUGCUUUCUUUUCAUGCUUUUAGUGCAACUAAUGAAUAUGACCAAGUUAGACCAGUUAAUUUCAAUGAGUUUGCUUUGAGAAAAGCUUAGCUGAAUGCCACCCAUCCUAGCCAAGGCAGGGUGGAGUUCCAUUGUAUUGGGUCCAGAACACUAAAUGUACUAAAUGUUUGCAUGUAGUUCAGCUAGCCUGGGUAGUAAAAUAUUACCUAUUAUAAUAAAAUCAUAUUUAAUAGGAGCUGAUGGUUAUGAUAUCAAAUCUAUUUGUGUGCUUUAGUAACCAGCAUACCUCAAAAUAUGAAUAAGAUGUAUGCUUAACCAGCCUGGAGGAAAGUGUGAACAAAGGUGAAUAAAAAAUCAGUGCAUGUGACAACUGGUAAGGCAGGGCACACAUCCUCCAGGGAAAAUAGGCAUAGCAACUAACAAAACAACCUGUUCAACAGCUGAGUAACAAUUAUAAGGUUAUUGUGUAAAACACUGUGUGGCAAGGCACUAUGAGGGAUCUUAGCAGCCUUUCCCAACCUAGUGCCCUCCAAAAGUUUUGGGUUAUUCCCAUCACCCCCUGUCAUUGACUAUGCUGGCUGUUACUGAUGUGAGCUACAGUCCAAAACAGUGGGAGGAUAUUGGAUUGAGGAAGGUAAUAAUAAGAUCUGAGAUGGUAAUAAUAAUAAUAAUAAUAAUAUAUUUAUAACCCGCUCAUCUGGCUGGGUUUCCCCUGCCACUCUGGGAAACUCCCAACAGAAUAUUAAAAAAUAAAACAACAAACAUUUAAAACUUCCCUAAUCAGGGUUGCCUGUUUAGUAAACUUGUGUCUCUUCACAUGUGCAUAUGUAUGUCUUCAUAAAUGCCUAGCUAACCCUUCUUCCCAAACUGCGAAGUUCCGGGCACUGAGGCCUUGGGCAAGCCUAUACCGCGAGCUCCCUCUGCACCGCGCCCUGAUCCUGGAGGCGGCGAAACCACACCCGCGACGGCGGCCACCUGCCCUCGCGGGAGGAGCUCUUGCUA